Bufo bufo (common toad) is the source of this 2202-nucleotide messenger RNA. RefSeq names its product proteoglycan 4-like. The record is from RefSeq and is a predicted model, not a curated record. Lineage: Eukaryota; Metazoa; Chordata; Amphibia; Anura; Bufonidae. The coding region runs from base 561 to 2141 and encodes 526 amino acids. The transcript has 2 exons.
AAAACAAAUAAAUAAAUCCUGAACAGAAGCGUAAAAAGCGUCUGGGGAAUAAAAGUUCAUCCGAAAACCGUCAGCUUCAUUCAGAGCGCGGCUCCGGAGCAUUAUAUCACGAGGAGUGUCCGUUAUAUGAGACUCCCUGACGGGGGAGGGGAGGAGACAAUGACUUGGUAAGUUUAAGUUUUAAUAAAUCCUUUCUAAUUCUUGGUUUUGCAGGAUUUUCAGGAUUCUUCCCCUCGAGCACCGGGUCUACAGGUUGUACGACCAAGGAGGGGCCCGCGGUACAAACACGACCCCUCCUGGUAAAUUCCUGCGCGGUCCGGCCAACAUCGGCCUCUCAUGGAUUUCUCCUCUAGAAAAACUCCUCGUUAUUUUAGGGGAACAUUAAAAAUACAAAAACCAGAAAGAUCUAUAAAACGCGACUUUACAAAUGUACAAAGGACUACAGAUCGUUGCAUAUAAAUAGACAUUUGGUGCGGCCGACGAGGCCAUAAAAAAAUCCCUGAAUUACUAAGAACCUGAGACAGCGAGACGUACAGCAGAGACCCCCGAGACUGCUCCCAAUGAGACGUCCAGAAGCGGGGCACAAAUACUGUGGUCAACACGGGGACCAAGCAGCCCCCAAAUCUACACCCCAUUAUAAUGACCCAAUACAUGAAACCCAAAUAACAGACGCCACUGACAGACGAGGAGAUGCCUCGUAUCCGCCCCUCAACCUCACUGCAAAUUUAGGACUGCAGCGACAAAAUCAGCGACGAGAUCGAACAAAUAAACACGAGGAAAUACACUUCAUGGUGAGGCAGCAGAGGACGCACCCGCGCAGCACAGAGAGGCAGCCUACUGUACAGCAGAGGACGCACCCGCGCAGCACAGAGAGGCAGCCUACUGUACGGCAGAGGACACACCCGUGCAGCACAGAGAGGCAGCCUACUGUACGGCAGAGGACGCACCCGCGCAGCACAGAGAGGCAGCCUACUGUACGGCAGAGGACGCACCCGUGCAGCACAGAGAGGCAGCCUACUGUACGGCAGAGGACGCACCCGUGCAGCACAGAGAGGCAGCCUACUGUACAGCAGAGGACGCACCCGCGCAGCACAGAGAGGCAGCCUACUGUACGGCAGAGGACGCACCCGUGCAGCACAGAGAUGCAGCCUACUGUACAGCAGAGGACGCACCCGCGCAGCACAGAGAGGCAGCCUACUGUACGGCAGAGGACACACCCGUGCAGCACAGAGAGGCAGCCUUCUGUACGGCAGAGGACGCACCCGCGCAGCACAGAGAGGCAGCCUACUGUACGGCAGAGGACGCACCCGUGCAGCACAGAGAGGCAGUCUACUGUACAGCAGAGGACGCACCCGCGCAGCACAGAGGCAGCCUACUGUACGGCAGAGGACGCACCCGCGCAGCACAGAGAGGCAGCCUACUGUACGGCAGAGGACGCACCCGCGCAGCACAGAGAGGCAGCCUACUGUACAGCAGAGGACGCACCCGUGCAGCACAGAGAGGCAGCCUACUGUACAGCAGAGGACGCACCCGUGCAGCACAGAGAGGCAGCCUACUGUACAGCAGAGGACGCACCCGCGCAGCACAGAGAGGCAGCCUACUGUACGGCAGAGGACACACCCGUGCAGCACAGAGAGGCAGUCUACUGUACGGCAGAGGACACACCCGUGCAGCAGAGAGAGGCAGCCUACUGUACAGCAGAGGACACACCCGUGCAGCACAGGCAGUAUACUGUACAGCAGAGGACACACCCGUGCAGCAGAGAGGCAGCCUACUGUACAGCAGAGGACGCACCCGUGCAGCACAGAGAGGCAGCCUACUGUUCAGCAGAGGACGCACCUGUGCAGCACAGAGAGGCAGCCUACUGUACAGCAGAGGACGCACCUGUGCAGCACAGAGAGGCAGCCUACUGUACAGCAGAGGACACACCCGUGCAGCACAGAGAGGCAGUCUACUAUACAGCAGAGGACACACCCAUGCAGCACAGGCAGUCUACUGUACAGCAUUGGACGCACCCGUGCAGCACAGAGAGGCAGCCUACUGUACAGCAGAGGACACACCUAUGCAGCACAGGCAGUCUACUGUACAGCAUUGGACGCACCCGUGCAGCACAGAGAUGCAGUCUACUGUACAGCAGUUGAUUCUGACGCCCACAUGUCCUGAUCUUUAUUAUUUGAUCGAUUAGCAAAAGAAAAAAAAAAA